UCCAACCCCUUCUGCCCUAGACUCUUCCUUCCCUCCCCUUCCCCUGCUGCCGUUAUCUCUUCCAAAACUACCUUGAUCCGACAUCGAGCUGCCGUUUCCCGUCGAUCUCUCGUGGCUCAUCCUCUUCGCUAGUAGAGGUUCCGAACAGAUGUUAAUUGACGCUACCUGAUCUUUCAGUCAAUUGCUUUCUCUCUAUUUGUCAAAGAAACAGCUGAGUGGUAACAUUUGAAACAUUAUGAGCGGUGCUCCGAAGAGGUUGCAUGAAGAGGGAGGUCAUUCUACUCCUUUAAAACGACCACUUGAGGAAACUGGCAUAUACUCAAGUCCUGGAAAGCUAAUUCAACCAGUUGCUAGUGACUUUCACCUAACUUUUGAGCAUGGGCAGGAUGGACGAUUUGCAAAAGUCCCACGUGUUGAACCCCGUGAUGUUGACAAGAGAUCAUCUGUGCUGCAUCGGAUGCCUUCAACUUCUAACAGCUCCUUAGACCAUCCAGUUACAUCUGAGAACAGGUUAGAUUUCAAAAAUUCAAAGGAUGCCAGAGAAGUUAAGUCGGAAAACCGGGAAACAAAGGCGGAGGUUAGGGACCUGCACACCGAUACUAGGAUGGAUUCUCAAGGUGGCAAGGUUGAGAAUGAUCCAAGGAUGGAUGCUAGGGGGGAUGAAAAGGAACUUAAGUCUGAUAAGGGUCCUCACAUUGACUAUAAGGGUGACAUCAGAUUUGAUAAAGACAAUUACACUUCAACAAGUUCACACCUAAAUUGGAAAGAGAGCAAAGAACACCUAAGGGUUAAAAAAUAUUUCGAGUCCUCCAAUGAUGGCUUGGACUCAUGGCGUGCUGUGAGGCAAAACACAGAUGAAGCUGGAAAGGAUAUGACGGCAGCUGAAGAGCGGGAUUCCAUGGAAACACAUGAGGCUGUUGGAGAAAACAAGGUUGAUCUGAAAGGUGAAGACAAAUUCAGAGAUAAGGAUAGGAAAAGGAAGGAUGACAAACAUAGAGAUUAUGGAGAAAGGGAUAAGGAUAGAAAUGACCGCCGAAACAGUAUGCAACAAGGUGGUGCUAGUAAUGAACGCAAAGAAGUGCUGCGAGAAGAGAGGGACAUGGAGAGGUGGGAGAGGGAGAGAAAGGACACUCAAAAAGACAAGGAACGGAAUGACAGGGAGAAGGAAAUCAUUAAGAAAGAGUCGUUGAAUGCAAAUGAAAAGGACAGUUUGCACUGUGAGAAGGAAUUUGUGGAUGCAUCUGUCAAAGUUGCUGAGCAGGAAAAUGCAACAUUUGAACCUAAGAGGCUUAAAGAUGACAGCUGGAAAUCUUAUGAUAGGGAUUUUAAAGAUAGAAAAAGAGAAAGGGAUGUAGAUGCAGGUGACAAACAUGAACAGCGUAGCAAGUGUUAUGACAAGGAAUCGGAUGAUGGAUGUGCAGAACCAGAUGGAGCUACAGAAAAGGAUAAGGAAGUUUUUGGUGGUGUUCAGCAACGUAGGAGGAUGUUGCGUUCUAGGGGGACUUCUCAAGUACCUAACCGAGAACCACGGUUCCGUUCUAGAGCACGUGAUGAAGGAUCUCAAGGUAAACCUGAAGUCUCUGCAAUUGUUUAUAAAGCUGGUGAAUGCAUGCAAGAACUUUUAAAAUCUUGGAAAGAAUUUGAAGCAUCUCAAGAUACUAAAAGUGAUGAAAGCUUGCAAAAUGGUCCAACUUUGGAAAUCCGGAUACCUGCUGAAUAUGUUACUUCCACUAACCAUCAAGUCAAAGGUGCCCAGCUAUGGGGAACAGAUGUAUAUACGAAUGAUUCAGAUCUAGUUGCUGUUCUCAUGCACACUGGUUACUGUUGCCCAACAUCAUCCCCUCCCCCACUUGCCAUUCAAGAGUUACGGGCGACAGUUCGAAUUCUGCCACCACAAGACAGCUACACUUCAACCUUAAGGAAUAAUGUCCGUUCACGUGCUUGGGGAGCUGGAAUUGGCUGCAGUUUCCGUGUAGAGCGAUGCUGCAUCGUGAAGAAAGGUGGUGGGACAAUUGAUCUUGAGCCUCGUCUUACCCAUACAUCAGCUGUGGAACCAACUCUUGCUCCUGUGUCUGUUGAACGCACUAUGACAACAAGAGCUGCAGCUUCGAAUGCUUUGCGUCAACAAAGGUUUGUCCGUGAAGUUACGAUUCAGUACAAUCUCUGCAAUGAACCAUGGCUGAAAUAUAGUAUUAGCAUAGUUGCUGAUAAGGGGCUGAAGAAGCCUCUCUAUACUUCAGCACGGCUGAAGAAGGGUGAAGUUCUGUAUCUGGAAACACAUUAUAAUAGGUACGAAUUAUGCUUCAAUGGGGAGAAGGCUGUUUGUAAUGGAAUAAUGCCAACUUCAUCUCAAGCACCAGAGUCAGAGCAGGAGAAGCCUCAAAUCCAUAGCUCUCAUGUCCAAAAUGGGGACAGAAAUUCAACCGACCGUGAUAAUCUCAUUGAUGUGUUUCGGUGGUCUCGCUGUAAGAAGAUUUUACCAGAGAAAACUAUGCGUUCUAUUGGAAUCCCAUUACCUAUGGAACAUGUGGAGGUAUUGGAGGAGAAUUUGGAUUGGGAAGACGUGCAGUGGUCACAGACUGGUGUUUGGGUGGCAGGGAAGGAGUAUGCUCUUGCUCGAGUCCAUUUUCUCUCCCCGAAUUAGUUAUCAGAUAUGUAUCUCUGGGCUCCGUACAUUAAAAUUUAUAUGUAUCCAUGUGUAUAAUGCUGACUCUGAUAGAUAAAGUUUUGCUUCCUCUACGUAGCUGUGUCGGAGGCAUGAUUUCCUUUGUGUAAUCAGGUUGACUGUAGGUUACGGUAUUCACUAAUUUUAUGAGUAAAUGAUAUUUACGUUAGUUUAUUCUUAAUUUCGGUG
Messenger RNA from Elaeis guineensis (African oil palm), 2854 nucleotides. NCBI's taxonomy places the organism in Eukaryota, Viridiplantae, Streptophyta, Magnoliopsida, Arecales, Arecaceae. The record is from RefSeq and is a predicted model, not a curated record.